GGCGUGGUCUCGGCCGCGUCGCCGCGCCGCGUGCGGAAUCUGCGGCGGCCGUUGGCCGUUAGCGCGGCUUGGGCGGUUGUCUUGGAGAAGCAAGAUGGCGGCGACGGCGGCCGCGGUGGUGCCGGAGGAGGACACGGAGCUGCGGGACCUGCUGGUGCAGACGCUGGAGAACAGCGGCGUUCUGAACCGCAUCAAGGCCGAACUCCGAGCAGCUGUGUUUUUAGCACUAGAAGAGCAAGAAAAAGUAGAGAACAAAACUCCUCUAGUCAAUGAGAGCCUGAGAAAGUUUUUAAAUACGAAAGAUGGCCGGCUGGUGGCUAGUCUCGUUGCGGAGUUUCUCCAGUUUUUCCAUCUUGACUUCACCUUGGCCGUUUUUCAACCCGAAACCAGCACAUUUCAAAGUCUUGAAGGCCGAGAGAACUUAGCCCGAGAUCUAGGUAUUAUCGAGGCAGAAGGUACUGUGGGCGGACCGUUGUUACUGGAGGUGAUCAGACGUUGUCAGCAGAAGGAGAGAGGGCCACCCAAUGGGGAGGGUGCACUAGAGCUGUCCGAUGUUCAUUCUCCACCAAAGUCACCAGAAGGCAAAACCAGCGCUCACAGCAAUCCCAGUAAGAUACCAAGGUAUAAAGGACAAGGUAAGAAGAAGACAAGCGGGCGGAAGUCUGGUGCCAAGAAGGCCAGCAGUGAUACCAGUCAGAGUGACACGAGCGUCUCCUCAUCAGAACCAAAGAGCAGAAGCAGCCUCCACUUGCUGGCUCACGAAACCAAAAUUGGAUCUUUCUUAAGUAACAAAAGUCUAGAUGUCAAAGACAAAGCCGGUCUUUGUCCAGACGAAGAUGAUAUGGAAGGGGAUUCUUUCUUCGACGAUCCCAUUCCUAAACCGGAAAAAACUUACGGUUGGAGAAGCGAACCUGGUGAGCACGCAGGAAGCCUCGCCUCGCUCUCCGACGCGCCCCCCUUGAAGGACUCUGAAGGUAAACGAGGAAGCACAGUUUUAAAAGAUCUGAAAUUGGUCAGUGAUAAAAUUGGAUCACUUGGAUUAGGGACCGGAGAGGAGGACGACUACGCAGACGACUUCAACAGCACCAGCCAUCGCUCAGAGAAAAGUGAGCUCAGUAUUGGGGAAGAGAUCGAGGAGGAUCUUUCUGUGGAAAUCGAUGACCUCAACACCAGUGAUAAACUUGAUGACCUGACACAGGACCUGACCGUGUCCCAGCUCAGUGACGUUGCCGAUUAUCUGGAGGAUGUUGCAUAGACGAGAAAGAAAGAAGUAUUCUCAUCAACAAAGGACAAAGGACUCCGAUCACUUCCAUUUUCUUUCCUCCAGACAAUCAUUCUUUGCUGGAAUGUCUGCUCCCUGUUGGUGCCUUGUGUUUCAAAAAGACUGCAGAUAUUUUUAAAAAUUAAGUUUUCAUUAUACUAAACGAAAGCUUCCUACUUGAGGCCAUGUGUGGAAGAUACACUGUUCUUAAUUUGGUUUGGCUACACGUUUGUCUGUGGAAGUUGAUUACCGACAGCUCCGCUUCAUUUCGAGGAGCGAACCCGGGAAACCAUGAGUAUUCUAGCUCCCUGAAAGGUCUCCAUAAAGCUGCA
Molecule: messenger RNA, 1593 nt
Organism: Lontra canadensis (Northern American river otter)
Lineage: Eukaryota; Metazoa; Chordata; Mammalia; Carnivora; Mustelidae
Gene: CEP43
Product: centrosomal protein 43
Exons: 13
Coding region: 95-1255 (386 amino acids)
Biological process (GO): microtubule anchoring
Cellular component (GO): centrosome
Molecular function (GO): protein binding
Source: RefSeq, a predicted model, not a curated record